AUGGCUCGCUCUUCCGGAUUGGUCGCUUUGGGUCUUCUUGCUCUCUUUCUUCUGGCCGUUCCGUUUGCGAGCGCAUCAUGGCUGCCUGCGGACAGUCUGACAUGCGUGCCGGCGACGACAACGGUGAUGGAGCGCAGUGAGGGGCGCAGCCGCUGUGCGUACGACAGCCGCCUUGGCUACCGCGCCGUCGGCGUCGGCUACAACCUCGAUGACAAGUCCGACGAGCGCAUGCGCGAGAUCUCCACCGUUGUUGCUGACUUUGACAAGCUGUACCGCGGGGAGGAGUGUCUGAACGACGUACAGAUCAACGCGCUGCUGGCGUUUGACGCGCGGCGCUACCUUAUCCGCGCCAAGGAGCGCAUUGAGAACUUCAACAGCUUCUGCUGCAACGUGCAGUCCAUCUUUGCUGAUAUCGCCUUCACCCACGCCAAGACGCGGCUGGGAGCGCAGUUCAGUCCGGCGAUAGAGAGGGCGCUGAGCUCGCAGUACAAGGAGGCAGCAGAGGAGUUGAGACGCUCCAAGUGGUGCCGCAAGCAUGAGGAGGUGUGCCGGGCGGACACCCGGGCCAUGGAGGAGGGCUGCCCCACUGCUGCGGUCAGUGGCAGCCGCAAGGUGGGAGAAUCGUGGCUCCCCGCCAACAGUCUGACGUGUGUGCCCGCGACAACGACGGUGAUGGAGCGCAGUGAGGGGCGCAGCCGCUGUGCGUACGACAGCCGCCUUGGCUACCGUGCCAUCGGUGUCGGCUACAACCUCGAUGACAAGUCCGAUGAGCGCAUGCGCGAGAUCUCCACCAUCCUCGCAGAUUACGACAAGCUGUACAGCGGGGAGGCGUGCCUGAAUGACCUGCAGAUCAACACGCUCCUGGCGUUUGAUGCGCGGCGCUACCUGAUGCGUGCGGGGGAGAGUGUGAAGGCUCUUGACAACUUCUGCUGCAACGUCCAGGCCAUCUUCGCUGAUGUUGCCUUCACCCACGGCAAGAGUCGUCUGGGAGCUCAGUUCGAUCCAACCAUUGAGAAGGCCUCAUCAUUCCAGUGGAGGGAGGCGGCUGAGGAGCUGAGGCAGUCCAAGUGGUGCCGCAAGAACGAGGGAGCUUGCAAGGUGGAUACUCAGCAGCUGGAGGAGGGGUGUUCCUCUGUGGGUGAUAAUGCGGUCUUUUCUUUUCUUGAGGGGCUUCGUGGGUUGAUGGCAGCAUAG
Molecule: messenger RNA, 1194 nt
Organism: Closterium sp. Naga37s-1
Lineage: Eukaryota; Viridiplantae; Streptophyta; Zygnematophyceae; Desmidiales; Closteriaceae
Source: the annotation of a GenBank genome assembly